This is a messenger RNA of Trifolium pratense (red clover), 1299 nucleotides long. RefSeq names its product ribosome biogenesis protein BRX1 homolog 2-like. The record is from RefSeq and is a predicted model, not a curated record. Gene Ontology annotation, biological process: ribosomal large subunit assembly; rRNA processing. Bases 125 to 1096 code for a protein of 323 amino acids. Gene Ontology annotation, cellular component: nucleolus. Gene Ontology annotation, molecular function: rRNA binding. The transcript is spliced from 9 exons. Lineage: Eukaryota; Viridiplantae; Streptophyta; Magnoliopsida; Fabales; Fabaceae.
UACAACUCAAACUUUCUCACAAAAUCACCAAACAUUGUUACCUUUCUCAUCCAUCGCAACCUCACGCCGCUGCUACCGUCACCGCCGGCCAAAUUUCACCAACGAAUUUUAGAUAAAAAGAAACAUGGUGAAGAAGAGAAAGAGAAGUAAUGUUUCUGAAGUUGUGGCGGCAGUGCCUAAGAAAGAUGAUGCUGCUCCAGAGAGACCAGUUAGGACCCUUUUAGGAUGGAAGGAUAAGAAUGAAAACAAUGUUGAUGAUGAUGUUGAAGUUAUUGAUAAUGGUGUUUCGCCUUUUUUUAGGAAUAAAGAGAAAGUUUUGGUUACUUGCUCUAGGCGCAUCGUUUAUAGGUACAGACAUUUGAUGUUGAAUAUCGUUUCACUUCUUCCACAUUGCAAGAAGGAUAACAAGGUUGAAUCAAAGGAAACUAAAGGCGCCACCCUCAACGAGCUAGUUGAGCUCAAGAACUGUUCCUCUUGUUUAUUUUUUGAGUGCAGGAAGGCAAAAGAUCUUUAUCUCUGGAUGGCAAAAUGUCCAAAUGGCCCAUCUGUUAAAUUUUUAGUUAGUGCCGUGCACACAAUGGAAGAAUUGAAGUUAACUGGAAAUCACCUAAAAGGAUCCCGCCCUCUUUUGACAUUUUCUUCGAAUUUUGAAAAAGAUGCACAUUGGAAACUGUUGAAAGAGAUGCUGUUACAGAUAUUUGAAACACCAAAGGACCACAGAAAGGCUAAGCCUUUCCAUGAUCACGUUUUUGUUUUCUCAAUAGUUGACGACCAUAUAUGGUUCCGAAAUUAUCAGAUAUCUGUUCCUCAUAACGAGUCAGACAAAUUACCUCGAGGAGGCCUCGAUAAAAUGACAUUGAUUGAGGUUGGUCCGCGGUUUUGCUUGAACCCAAUUAAAAUAUUUGGGGGCAGUUUUGGAGGCCCAACUUUAUAUGAAAACCCAUUCUAUGUGUCACCAAAUCAGAUUCGAGCUUUGCAGAAAAAGAAGAAAUCUGGAAAGUUUGCAAAGAAGGUCAAAGCAAAGACAAGGAGGAAAAUGCAUGAGAUGUCUAAUCCUCUUGAGCCUGAUGAGUUUGCAGAUAUGUGGAAAGAUUAAUUUUAAAUACUCAUGUUUCUUUCACUGAAAGUUAGAAUUAACGUUUCACCAAAAUAUGUUUUAGUAAGAAAUGGCAAUUUUUGGUUAGCAUCCUGCGCUUUAUAUGUUCGAUUGGAGAUAUAAGUUGUACUUUUGUUUGUUAUUGAACUAUGAUCUAUAACAAAAGGAAGAUUUAUUUGAAUCUAUAAGGUUAUUUUCUUUAA